UAUUGUUUUGUUGAAAAAGAAAAUUGAAGCAGUGUGUUCUAACGCAUUUUGCAUUAGAGCAAAUUUAUUUUUCAGUAUUCAUAACUGAGACGAUUUAGAGGGAUUAGUUGUUUUUGGAUUAAUCUAAAGAGUUAAAUGCUUAUGAAUAAAGAGGCUAUUAGCGAGUUAAACUAAAUAUAAAGUGAGUGCUUUAAUGAUCUGAAAUAUUCCCAAGAUUUAAACCUAAGGUUACAAUUAGUCAAAUAAAUUAACAAAGUGGCAAACAUGGCUGUUUUUUGUGCUAAAGUUUAUAAUCUUAGUGCGUAAGCAUUUUGAACGGAUAUGCUCAAAAGGAAUAUAAUUUUAAAAAAUAGCUUCCUGAAAAUGUUUUAACGCAUAAACGCGGCAUUUGGAUAUAGUUUAGUAUGAACCCAAGGAAUAACACCAGUAAGGAGUUGAUUUUGCUAGAGACAAAUUGAAUAAAUAAUCUUUGUCCUGGUCGUUUCCCGAAGGACGUAAAAAAGGAAAACAACAUCUUAGGAACAGCAACAACACCAAUUGCAAAGAUUUGGAAACCGAAACAUCAGGAACAACAAUGCAUUACAAAAACUAUAAAACUCCUGGAAAUGAAACGACCAAUACUUCUUUUGGCUAACAUAACGAAAAUCUAGCUCUCAUUUUGUCAAAAUAGGAAUCAGAAAUCAAAACAAAGAUGACCAUGAUAUCUAACGCACUACGAAAUUCCAUAAGCAUGUCAAACGACUCUGUGCACGUGCUAUGCGACCCAUGUCGCUUUAACGGAAAGACGACGGUCGCCAUUAAGUACUGCCAGGACUGCAAUGGACAUCUGUGUCCUUAUUGUGUCAACACACACAUUCGAGUUAACAACACCAAGAACCAUCAUUUAUCGUAUAUCUUUAACAAGAGAGGCGGUGAAGGCGAAAAAGAUGCAAGUAUCAAUGUUGAUACUGCCGCAACGGCGAACAAGCAGUUAGAGGCAAAGUGUGUGGAGCAUGGGAAGUCCGUGGUCUCCUUCUGCGACACACACGACGCCCUUUGUUGUAGAGUUUGCAUUGGAAAAGACCACCGAGAGUGUAAACUAAAGGAACUUUCGGAAGCUGCGUCCCGUGCAAGAGAUGGCCGGGAGUUCCGUGUGGUCGAGGGCGAGAUCAAAAGACUUCAGGCGAGGUUUGAAGAACUCCAUCGAAAGAAACAGGCUAGCCUGCAACAUCUAGGUCACCAAAACGACACAUUCACAAGCGCUGUGAAGACGUUUCGAAGAACCCUGAAUAAUUUCCUUGAUAAACUCGAGCAGAACAUGAUGAAAAAGAAGGACCGCCAUUUUGAAAUGAAAGCUGAAGAAAUCAGGGGUUGUCUCAAAACAUGUCAAGCGGCGAUCAGUGUUUUGAACGGGUCUCUCAACAAACUAGAUAUUGCAGUUAAACAGGGAGAUGAUCAGCCCCUGUUUAUGACAAUAAAGAAGGUACAAGCGGUUUCCCAUAGAUAUGACAAGGUUUAUAAUGAUAUGGACAAACUACCGAGGAAUUACGCCUUCCAUUUCGUUCCGGAGGCGGUGAUAGAAAGAUUCCUUAAAGGCGUCAGUGAUCUUGGGCUGAUCAAGGACGACACUUCCGGUGCAAGCGGCUCCCCAGGUGUCUGGAAGAACAAGGACUGGAGGGAAAAACAAGAUGACGACGAUAAGGUCAGCGCGACGUCCGCAGCCCCUAAACAUCGCCAAAAGUCGCCAAGGAAACCACUGGAACCUCAAACGACAGCCAUCAAACAACCAAUGGGAAUGGGGGAACUAAAUGUGAGAAUCCCAACGGACAAGAAGUCUUGCUCAAUAACUGGAGCAGCCUUCCUACUAGACGACAAAGUCGUAGUUGCGGAUGCAACUAACAAGAAGGUCAAGGUUUUUGGGGCGGAUCUUAAGCCAUAUGCGCAUAUUGAGACGCAGACCGCGCCACGUGACGUCACUAUCGUGUCUGCGACGGAAGUCGCUUGCACGCUGCCUAAUGAUAGAACAGUACACGUUAUAACGGUCGGGAAACAACUAACUGUUAAUAAGACGUUCAGGCUGGACGUGGAAUGUUACGGCAUCUGUCACGCUGACGGUGCAUUCUACGUCACCAGUGGCUGGAGUACCGACAAAGAGGUCCAGCUCAUUGAUGCUGAAGGCGUGUUAAAGAAGAAACUUCGACCAGAACCGGGCGUUUUCAAAUGCCCUCUGUACGUGACGGUUCACAAUAAAUUCGGACACAUAUAUGUUUCUGAUUACGAAACUGGAAUCGUCUGCAUGGAUAUGACAGGCACUGUAAUUUUAAAGUGCGCCGAUAACAACAGCAAGGGUUACAUGGGGAUAUGUUCAUCACCGCAGGGGGAGAUCUAUAUAUGCACCCUCCAGCCUAAUGGAAUUUCAAAAGUACAUACGGAAAACAAAAGAUACGGGUCGCUUCAGUCAUUGAAUACAAGUGAACUUGAGCCGCUUAUAACAUUGCAAACAUUAAGCAAAGGUGGCCAGCGACCGAGGUCGAUCGCUUAUAGUUGGAACAAGAGCAAAAUCGUGAUCUCUUUUGUUGGACAAAGUGUUGAUGUGAUGAGUAUUUACAAUGUCUAGUUGCUGAAGAUUUUUGGCAAGCUCUGACGUUGUAAUUUCCCCUGUCACACGGGACACGUAAAUAAUAUUUAACUUGUGAAUACCUUUAAGCACAAGCAGCUACACUUCAGCCAAAUUUCUUGCUCGAUUAUUUAGAAAUGCACGUUCUAUUUCUUACUAUCAAUAAAACGAAAUGGUCAAUCACUUUUGCCAACAAGUCUAAAAAGGAGGUGCACUUGACCUAAUUGGACCACUAUCGUCAUAGCCUCAGUUCAUACUGAGUGUUUGAUUGCUGUAUUUUUAACAAUGUAGAGAGUGUAUUCUCCCACCCCAGAUAAGUAGAUCCAAUAAUUUAACCAUGCUAGAAAUUCUUAUCUUGCCCACGGGCGAAGAUAAAAUGCCCGUAUGGAACUCCUUUUUAAUGGUCAUCACAUUGUACUUACCUCCCUUUUUGAAGACUGUCGUCUGUAGCAUCGUGGAAACCUUGUCUUGUGGCAAUAUUUAGAACGAUAAAUAAUUAUUUCUCGCUUCAAAUGUCACCAUAAAACAGUUUUCACGCACCUUUCAAGAAAUAAUGCUUCACUCUCAUUAGAACUAUUUAAAGAGCGAUCUGAGUAUUAACAUAAUCUGAAUCACUCAUUUAGCAUACCCUUUGUCUCAGCAAAUCGUUUGAUUUCGCUAUCUAUUAGUUUAUUCUUAAGCAUUAGAUAAAAUAUUCGUAGUUGUGUUGGUACAGGCUCUAUUUGCAUUCAAAUUUAUAAGUCAUUAUUGUGAGGAGUUUUUAAACGGAAACAUUUUGAUAAAACAUUUACAGCAGUUGGAAAUGUUAAUUAUGAAGAUAAAUGAAAGGCAACAUUAUAUUAUAAUAUCAAGAUUUUGAAUAAAAUAUGUAACUUUCAAUUUAAAUGGGCUAGACUCCAGAUGGUCCCAAAAUCGGCAAAUUCUGUAUUUCCUCAAAACAAUCAUAGAUUUGUCAACACUAGAAUGUGUCCGAUAAUACAUCAUGUUGCAUGUUUAAAGAACACUUGUAUCAUCAUUUCGUUUUAUUCGCAGUAUCGGCAGAUUUUCCCCAUUAAAAAUAACGCAGAAUAUUCUUUUUUUCGAAAACCUAUUAAGACACACGCUCGUUUCACACCUGUCAAUAAAAGUUUUAGCCAACGUGCUGUCUUUUUUAGCAGUAGUUAUCUCAUUCAAAAGUCUCCAUCGAUCAAUUUCAUCGCCGAUGUUAAUUAAUAUGUCGGACCCUAUCUCUACGUUGUUGCGCAACAGUUUUCCGUUUCCUUGCAAUGUUUGAUUUCGGGGAUGCAAUGUUGUGUGUAUAUCUAAAACGUGAAAGAAAGACACGUGAUGAGUGUCAAUAAAUAUACCGACGUUGUUGUUUUAAACUUACUGGGUACUGCAUACUCAGUUAAUUUUCAACACGCAAAAACUCUGAAAAUCAAUUGUGUCGAAAGCGAUGUUGUACACCAGAUAGUAAGAUUGAAUGCGUUUUACACAGCGAUAUUCAUUUUUUGCAAGUUUUUUACAAUUUUCUUUUUUUCUUGCAAUUUUGUCAUCUGAUGUCUUGUUUCUUUAAAAAUUGCUACAAUGUAGUAUGUUUUACAGAUUAUUUGUUUCAAUCAUUGG
This is a messenger RNA of Mya arenaria, 4201 nucleotides long. RefSeq lists its product as uncharacterized. Gene Ontology annotation, molecular function: zinc ion binding. The record is from RefSeq and is a predicted model, not a curated record. The coding region runs from base 692 to 2596 and encodes 634 amino acids. The transcript has 10 exons. Lineage: Eukaryota; Metazoa; Mollusca; Bivalvia; Myida; Myidae.